Lichtheimia ornata is the source of this 2394-nucleotide messenger RNA. RefSeq lists its product as uncharacterized. NCBI's taxonomy places the organism in Eukaryota, Fungi, Mucoromycota, Mucoromycetes, Mucorales, Lichtheimiaceae. The coding region runs from base 1 to 2394 and encodes 797 amino acids. Gene Ontology annotation, molecular function: protein serine/threonine kinase activity; ATP binding. Gene Ontology annotation, cellular component: autophagosome; cytoplasm. The transcript has 8 exons. The record is from RefSeq and is a predicted model, not a curated record. Gene Ontology annotation, biological process: autophagy; autophagosome organization; peptidyl-serine phosphorylation.
AUGCCUGAACAUGACAACAGUGCUCCAUCACCGGCAACAAUGACGACAUUGGAUAAGCAAGAAACGAAUGAACGACUCGUAGGCGACUAUGUCCUAUUGUCAAAGAUCGGCCAAGGUUCCUUCGCAACAGUGUACAAAGCACAGCAUAAGAUAACGGGACAAGUCGUGGCAAUCAAAGCAGUGCUGCGUAACAAGUUGACCAAGAAGCUUCAAGUGAACCUCGAGUCCGAGAUAAACAUUCUCAAGACGGUGCAUCAUCCUCAUAUUGUUGGAUUGAUUGAAUGCCAGAAGACGGAAGGCCAUAUCUAUCUUGUUAUGGAAUAUUGUUCUAUGGGUGAUCUUGCACAAUACAUCAAGAGGAAACGACCGAGUAAAGGAACGAGAGGAGGUCUUUCUGAACACUUUGUUCGUCAUUUUCUCAAGCAGCUAGCUGACGCCCUUAAAUUCCUCCGCUCCCAUAAUCUUGUUCAUCGUGACAUUAAACCUCAGAACCUUUUGUUGAUACCACCCAAUGAUCAAGAUGAUGUCCCAUUACUCAAGGUGGCUGACUUUGGCUUUGCUCGUAAUCUACCCAAUGCAAGUCUGGCCGAUACCAUGUGUGGAUCACCGUUAUAUAUGGGUCCUGAGAUCUUAUCAGGUCUGAAAUAUGAUGCGAAGGCGGAUUUAUGGAGCGUUGGUGCUGUUUUAUAUGAAGUUGUCACUGGGAGACCACCUUUCAGAGCACAAAACCACAUCGAGUUAUUGAAAAAAAUCAAUGAGAAUGAGGAUCGUAUUCGCUUUCCAGAUGAAAAGGCGGAUGCUGCUGUUGCACCGAUUGGCAAUGAUAUCAAGGAUUUGAUCCGAAAGCUACUCAAGAAGAAUCCUGUUGAACGUAUUUCAUUUGAAGAGUUUUUUAUGCAUCCAGCCAUCACCAACAGCCCUCCAUCACCAUCAUCACCAUCACCUCCUCCACCACCAAGACCUUCUUCUUCAUCCUCUCGCAGCACUACAACUACUACUCGUCAUCGACGCAUGUCACAUGAUAUUCCACGUUCACCGAUACACCAUGACAUGUCAUAUGAACCACCACCAUUUGCUCAAUCUCCUCCUCAACAACCACCUACACCGCCUACAACAAUGACCCAUGCAACUCCACCUCAUUCACGGCCUUCUUACACUGAUUGGAAAAGACAUACACCUUCUGAUCAACAACGACCCCACUUGUCAAGGACACGUCAUGAUGAUCGUUUAUCAACAACACCACGAUCUGAUCAACAUACAACACAUACAUGGAUGGAUGAUACACAACAACGACGCAAUCAGCCUGCACGAGCGGAUGAGGAUGUAUUAAACGAUUAUGUUGUAUUGGAUCGACGUAUCAUUGAGACCAACCAAUUUGCAGAUGAACUUGGCGCAUCACCACGAACCGAAUCGCAUGGCAACAACAAUAAUACCUUGGCAACACAGCAACAACGUCAUAUUCCUAUUCCACGAAGAACAUCCACUGAGCAACCUUUACCAUCACCCUCAUCAACAGGCUCAACGCCACCGUAUGCUGUGACGCGAGAACGCAAAGUAAGUAGUGGUUCGGCAGGCUCGGCAUUAGCAAGAGCGCUUUCAAUGGCGUCCAUGGCCUCUGUGCGUUUGUUUGGCGCAGGCAAUUCACCACCCAAGCUCAGCCGAUUACAUCAACACACCAUGAGUGGCUCACCACGUGGAUUCCUUACCAUGGAUGGCAAUCAAGGCGUUAUGGAUGCACAAGAACGACAAACAAUGAAGACGAUUGAAAGAGCAGCAUGCAUGGCCCAUGCAGUGGCAUGUUUUGCGGAUGGCAAAUACGAUCAAUUGGUGCAAGGACGGUUAUCAUCAAACGAAGCGCUUGUUGCAGAAGAAGCUAUGGUCUUAUACAUCAAGUCCUUAUCACUCUUGGAAUUGGGCAUGAAUACAGCUCGUCAUUAUUGGAAUCAACUCUUGGAUGAUACCACUCGUAUCGCUUCAGUACGACUCAAUGAUGCUGUUCAAUGGAUGCGAGAACGUUUCAACGAAUGUCUUGACAGGGCGUCCUUUGCUGGCAGCAAAUGCCAUGGUGAUUCACAAAUAACAGCAGGUGCAUGUGUUGAAAAGCUUCUUUAUGAUCGAGCCUUGGAAAUGAGUCGAGCAGCUGCAGUAUACGAGUUGGUCGGUGAAAACAUUCCUGGAUGUGAGCACGAUUACCAAACUGCUAUUUGGAUGCUGGAGGCCAUAUUGGAAGUAACACCGGAUGAUGACACCCAAAUUGAAGAUGAUGACCGCCGUAUCAUCAACAAGUUUAUCGAUUCCAUCCGAAGCAGGAUAACUGUAUUACGUAAAAAGAAGGAUCUCGAACGGGCCAAAGCAUUGGACAGUGGCAUGCACCAAUAUGAUCAAUAUCAGUAG